Lineus longissimus is the source of this 8925-nucleotide messenger RNA. Its product is annotated as zinc finger protein basonuclin-2-like. Gene Ontology annotation, biological process: regulation of DNA-templated transcription. Gene Ontology annotation, cellular component: nucleus. The record is from RefSeq and is a predicted model, not a curated record. NCBI's taxonomy places the organism in Eukaryota, Metazoa, Nemertea, Pilidiophora, Heteronemertea, Lineidae. The transcript has 6 exons. The coding region runs from base 424 to 3861 and encodes 1145 amino acids.
UGGGUGUAUUUUGUGAUCAGGAUGUUUGUUAAUUCCGUGGAGGAGGCACUUGGCUUGGCACAGCUAAACUUUAAGUUGUACAUUUCUACCUUAUUUUAUGAGACAUCCUGCUCUGGAAGUUUCAGCAUCCAGGUAAAAUGAAAGUGCCGUAUCUCUGGCUUGUGCAGCUAGCUUACAGAUGCCACUAGUCUUUUUAUAGACAGGUCAUUGAGUAGGACAGGUCUCACUUUACGGCUAGCUCCAAGCAUCGCGCAGCAGCAACCAUCAAGGCUUCGUCCAAACUGAUCGAAGAGAGCCUGCGGGACUGAGUGGCAGCCGGACAUCGAGUGCUGCAUCAGGAGUGCUACAGGGGGACUGGCUGCUGUGGACGCACAUGUUGAGGCCUGAUGCAGGGACAGCUCUCGGUGACACUAUCAUUGGAACAUGGCUGGUAACGGGAAGGAAGUGAAAGUGAAGGAGGAGCUCUUGGACAUGAGUCUGAAGAAAGCAUGGAAGCCCCUCACAGAAAUGGCAAUACGCUGCACGCUGCCAAACUGCUCAUGUGAAUGCUUCGCUCCCGGAAAGUCAACGAUACGAGUUUGUGAGACAUGUAAACACGGAUGGGUCAUUCACGCUCUUGAUAAGCUCGGCUAUAACAGCGUCUACCCCCUAGGCAUGCAGGUCGAGAUCGUAGCACCCAACAUCGUGUUUGACAUCGCCAGUCUCAUGCUCUAUGGCACCCAAGCGACGCCCAUACGCCUUAAGAUCCUUCUCGAUCGCCUCUUCAGUGUUCUCCAGCACGAGGAGGUGCUACAAGUCUUGCACGGCUUUGGUUGGACUUACGAGGACUACGCCCGUGGUUAUAUCUUACAGGACCGAAACGGUCGAGUCCUCGAUAAGUGGUCGUUCACCAAUCGAGAUGAGGAGCAUAUCAUCAUACAACAGUUCUUACGCUUCGGAGAAACGAAAGCGAUCGCUCAGGAAAUCAUACUCGCCGAUACGAAAGAGAGACAGGAGCAACUCUUCCGCCAGUCGCCCAAAUCAGACUCUGAUAUCAAGAAGUUCUUAGAACGCAGCAAUAUUCAGAUGCAUAAUUUUGCCAGGUCAUUUGAUUCUCGUCAUGGACUGAUCCCGGUCAGCCGGCCAGCGCACACACCUAGCACAACAGGAUCUCGUAUCAUGAGCCCGACACGUGGCUCCACCUACUCUCCUGGCUGCUCCCGGGAACGUGAACCCUCCAGACCACUCAAGGUACCAACGCAAAGCACUAGUCCAAUGUCUACGUCCCCCCUCAAUCGUCUUUCUACUAUGCAACCAUUUGACUACCGGCGCGAUCCGAUAGGCACCGCUCUAGCAGCUGGAGAGAAGUCACAUCAUCCUAGUGUUCCGUUCACAUCGACACCUCUCAGUAUCCCUAGCCGGCCGAUCCCAAACAUCCCCAGUCUCCCUGGCCUACCAGACAUCAAGCCCAUGGCCCAUGUGCAGACCCAACCUCAGGAUCUGAGCAAAUCAGGCUCAAAGGCAAAGAAAGAGGAACCGAUAAGUUUCAGUUCUCCACCACUGCCGAGUUUCAGUUCACCUCCAGGGAUGUCAUCAUCUGGCAUGUCUAGAUUACAUCGCCCAACAGACUUCAGUAUGUCCUCCCCGUUCUCACACCACUUGCCCCUCAACGCCGGCUCUCACUACGCCGACAAGAAGGUGAAACAUCUGCGUAAGUCUGCCAACCCGAUGAAGCGCCAGUGGCAGCCGUCGGCCUCGUUUGGCAACAAUACAUUAAUAUCGCCGAGUGGGAAGAAACGUGUUCUCUGUACGGCUUGUAACAAGACUUUCUGUGACAAAGGUGCUCUCAAGAUACAUUACAGUGCUGUUCACCUGAAGGAGAUGCAUAGUUGUACGGUCGCUGGAUGUAACAUGCUGUUCAGUUCUCGCCGCAGCAGGAAUCGCCACAGUGCCAACCCGAACCCGAAACUCCACCGGCCGACCAAACAGAAGCUUCCUGAUGGUUGUAGUAUCAUCGAUGAUGGCAGCAACCAGGCCAAGUUGCUCGGAGCACGAGGGACCAUCGCCCAGCGUCUAUUUGCUCAUCCAGGUGCUAGUGACCAGUCUCCCGCCACCCUCCCCUCCUCAAUGCUUGGGAUGCCACCCAUGAUGAUGGAUGGACUACCAAUGUCCUCGCCGUCGAAUGACUCCAACAUGUCGAAUGACUCUGAUCAGGCCUACUACGUCGAUCACAAUAAUCGUAUCACUCUGCUCCCUGCUAACAAGCGAGCCAAACUUGACAUGGAAGAUGAUGAUUAUGAUGACCUUGAUGACAUGGACAAGGUCGAUAGUGUCAGCGUCGAUACUGACAAGACCGAGGACUUCCAUGUUAAACCAGACCAGGAGGUCAUGGUGUCGUCCUCAGGUAGCAGCCGCAAACGCAAAAGUGCAAUGCCGACCCGCGUCAAGCAGACAGAGGAUGUGAGUGAUGAGAAUAAUGAUGAUGUUCCUCUUCAUGAUAUGUCGCGUCUUGCCGAGGCUCGUCAUGAAAUGCUGCGUCUUGCAGAGAGUCGUCUUACGGAGCCACUCGUUGAACACAGCGACGAUGAGAUGCCACUAAAUCUGACUGAGCCGACACCAAAAAACGAUGCAGCAAAUGACGCCGAUGAUGAAUCACAGGAGGAGGCUAAAAAGGAUGAAACAAGCGAUCGUAAAGUCAGUGACGAUUUUGAUUUCAACAAGAAUCGCGUUUCGGAUAAUGAGUCUUCUUUGCUCGAGGGCAAUGGUUUCAAGGAAAUGGAAGAUAACACGAUCAAGAAAACCGACCAUUUGGCUCAGAUUGGCCUGCGAGCAUCAAAACCUGAGUCUGUAGACAGUGGAGUGGUUCCUGACCAACAAACCAGUGCUGGCCUCUGUUUCUUCGGUCACAUGCCAGUCACGUGUGCUCAGCCCAUCUUCCCAGAUACAGAUCCGUUGAGUAGUCGUCCUCAUAGCCGGAACACGGAUAAUGGUCAUGGCUCGGAUAUGGAGUCAAACGCCUCCUAUGGGUCAGAUAUGGAUCUCUCUCCUGGUCACAGUCCAUCGAGUGGUGAGAGGGAGCGCUUUGAUAUCCCGCUAGAUCGCGACAAUCCAAGGCAGUGUGUUGCUUGUGGUAAACUCUUUCAGAAUCAGUUUGGUGUGAAGACACAUUAUCAGAACGUCCAUCUUAAACUCAUGCAUACAUGCUCAGUUGAGGGCUGCAAUGCGUCUUUCCCAUCGAAACGGAGCAGGGAUCGUCACAGUUCGAAUUUGAACCUUCACAGGAAGUUGUUAUCAACAUCUGGUCUGGAGGGUGAACGGGAUGGCUACUCAAACAGCACUCAAAGUCUUCGCGAUGAAUUCUUGUCCAAAAUUUAUGAUGGGAAUCACUAUGGUGGCAGCAUUCGGGAAAACGGUCAAAAUCAUGAUAAGAAAUUGUCAGAGAUUGAUAAUGAUUCGUACCAGAGCAUCAGCCCACGCCCAAGCAGUGAAGAAUCACCUGAGAAGCUGUCUUCAGUAUCUGAAUCAUUGUCUCUCAGGUCGUACCUCUCUGUCUCUGUGAAUGUCACCGAGGAUGGAGACCACAAGACGAACGGAACCAAGCUUGAGCAAGACUACAGUUACAGUGGUAGUCUCGAGCAGGAUGCCUCACCCCAGCCGGAUCCUGACGGUAGUGUAGACUGUCACAUCUGCAAAGAACGCUUCAGAGACAAUUUGGUUUUGAAGGAACAUUUUGAGAAAGUUCACCCGAAGGAAAUGUACAAGUGCACGAUCACAGGUUGCGAGAAGGUGUUCUCGACACGCAAGAGCCGCAACCGACACAGCCAGAAUGACAACCUGCACCGCCACCUAAUGGCCGGUAUGGGACCUACUGACAAUUUAUGACCAAUAUAUCUUUACGCGUGAUCUUGAGAUUUCACAUGAACUGCAUUUAUAAUUACCGAAUGAUUUGAGUGGUGCUUUACAAAGUUUACUGGUUGGGCGAAACGUGCAAUUACGAGGAGUUACUUCUUUAAUAUAAACACUAAUAUUGGUGCUGAUUUUACCAAAAAGAAUGAACACAUUGGAUGUCACCUUUUGUAUGAUUGAGCAUGGCACGCUUCUAUUGUUUUAUUGUGUACUCAUCAUAACUUCAUUAGAGGUAAUUAGGGAGGAUGGUGGAUUAGUCCCAAUCCUUGGUCCUUCAGGCAUAACUUGUUGCCAGGAGUUAGAAACACUACAAAACACUUCAUGCAUGGCAUGGAGCAUUCACACAUGUCUACUUUAUUAUGUUCCCAAGAAAAUGGCGACAAAGGCUGAGCUACAAUGAUGGUGAAGAAAUGUAAAGGUGCAGUUUCUAUUGGCGUUAGAGGAAGGGUGGUCUUCCUGGCUGUACGACGACCAUGUCAACUUAUUUCUGAUUGGUGCCUAAAUUAGUUUAUUUAUCAAUUCAGCCAACAAUGCAGAAACAAGCUAAACUCAUGAAUGGUGAAACAGACCAAUUGGUCAUUGUCUUCUGGGAAGAGAAUUUUCUCCAAAUGUUGCUGAUAUGACAAUCAACAAAAGUUACAAAAACUCAUUAACUGCUUCAUAAUGGCGUGAACGAUGUUUCAUAAUGGCGUGAACCAUGUUUCAUGAUGGCACGAACCAUUCUUGCAUUGUUGGCCUCGUUGUUGUUUCGUAUCAAAUAAAUCUUAUUUGCGAGAGUUUAAUAUCAAAAUGAUUUAUGCAAAUUAUCCAAAUAUGAUCUCUGCUGAUUUCUAUAAGUUAAUAGAUAGUAAGUUAAUUAGUGAAUAGUAAUUUAAUUAGGUUAAUUAGGCAAAUAGAUUGAAAUAGAUUGAAAUAGAAAAGAAGUGUUUCUAAUAGAUUUUUGUACAGAAAAAAAUUAAUUAAUAAUAAUAAUAUAUUGAUUAUGCAGAAAGAGUUAAAUGUAUGAAAAUUUUAAUCUAGAAUUUUGGCGUUCACAUACCUAGCUGACAUAUGAUUCAACCAGUAUUUAUAGGAGUUCUUGUAUAGUGCACAGAUUCAUGUAGACGGCGGAUUCAGUUGAUAUGAUACAUAGCACGGGGCACCAAAAAAUAAGGAGAUUUCUAAAAGAGAAAUCCUUCUGGAAAUGUACAAUCCUGAUUGUUGAAUCGACUUGGUGGUCUCCUUUAUGCAUUAAACAUGGCAUUGAAACAUUAAUUGUAGGAAUGAUUAUGACUGUUGAUUGUGCCCCAUGUUUAUAACCCAUCAUAGCUUUAUCUAAACCUUCCCGCAACCCUUUGUGGUACAAGUAUUCAAGCCAUAACAUGUCCUGUACACUGGCAGUCUCGAUCCUCAGAUGUGGCUGAGGAAACCUUGUGCUUCUUUAUGACCUAAUACUACAUGUUCAUUUGCCAUCACAGAAUCACAAUAUUGUUAAACAGUUGUUGGUAUUCUUGGUUUUAGUCUGCCAAAACCACAGAAAACCUUUGAAGUCACUUUUUGAUUAGUUCACCAAUAGUAUUAUAGAUGGCAUUGUUGUAUACUCUCUAUCACAUCAAGUAUUCCAUGGCAAAUGGUUGGAACUUGAUUAUUGUGUUUUCCUUGUUUAGAGUUAUUACAUAUGAAAACCAUGUAUGUGAAGAUUGCUGCGAUACAUCUGAUAAAACCCACUGUUAACCUAGUUUGAUAACAAAACCAUGGUCUCAAACCAAAAACAUUGGGUACCGUUUAUAAGAUCCAUCUGAUUAGUUACUGCUGUUUGAUCGUCUGCUCGUAUCACUAAACCAUGGCGACAUCUCUUGUUUUGAAGAGUCAACAUUUAUAUUUUGCUGAGAAUCGGCCGCCGUUGACAAAUACUACUAGUCAUGAUUCGGUCAAUGAAAACCAACCAUUUGCAUAAUUUGAUGAGUGGAUGAGCUUGUUUAGUCACGGUUAACUCGGCGUCAAAACAUUAUUAAUUCACCAACAUUGUAAUCAACUAAAAAAAGUGUCAUUGGCAACUUUUGGCAAGAAUCAGAACUGAUAUGGUGUCAUAGUGGUUCCUGUCUAUAAGUUGGCCUUUGAUGUGGCAGGCUUUUGGAUUAUGUGCAGCUUUCAUGAGUGUUCAAUGAUUUUACAAUAAGUUAAUGGUGCACUUAUGAACCCAUAGUUUGUAUUUCCUGAUGACACAUGUGUUAUUGUCUCCAAGCAUGCGAUGUCUGAACUAAUGAUGCCUACCACUGAGCUGGAAUCAAAACUGGUGUUAAGUUUAAAUUGUCACUUUAUUUAUUAUUAUAUCUUCAACGAUAUGGUGCAUUUAUUUUCUGGUGCAAACUCACAGAUGACUGAAUAUCUGUGCGUUAGAUUAGGUUGUGGGUGUUCUUACUUAAGUCACUUGAAACCAAUGGUACUUUCACAUCGGUGUUAUGAUGUGAUUUAUGAAUCUCAACUUUUAUUUUGUCUUUCCGUAGUUAGAUUUUGUUAUGCGUUUGAAUCUCUGAAGUCAUUGUCUUUAUUUGCAAAUCCUCUAUUCUAUUCUAUAACUGGAAGAUGUUUGCCGACCCCUGGUGGUGUGGGUAUCCAAUAUGUGGUCAUAUAAAGUUGGCCAGACCAACUGAUCUUGGACAAAUAUUGGACACCAUCAUGUUAUGUUAUGCAACAUCUUCCAACACAAACAAACGGCCGCCACAUGUUGUUUUCACGGUAUUGCAGAUGUUUGAUUUUAUGAUAUGAAUCUCAGUUUAUUUUGUGAUCACCUUCCAAAAAUAUUGUAGUCAUAUUGAGGUAGGGAUCGGUUCACGUACAUCAAAAGAGACAGUGUAAUGUACAUUCAAUGUAUCAGUGAAGAACCUGUUUGAGGUGGCUGUUUAGAGCCAAAACAAACCUAAAUAUUGGCACAACAAAGAACCCAUGAUAUCUGACUGCAAUCUUUUUGCUUGCGUCUGCAUAGUUGUGGCUCUUAACAGCUUUCUCCGACUGUUGUAAGGUCCCAAUGAGGAACUGUCUGAUGAUGUCCUCUAUACUAAAAUGGUACUCAUGUAAUGGUACUCGUUGAAAAACUUUCUCAAUCUAAUGGUACCAACCAUACACCAUAUCAGUACUUGUUCAAGGGUACUAGUUGAUGAACAUAAGCUUACUUGUAUUACCACCGUACUGAGGUUGAUCGAAAGGCCCUUGUUUUGGCUUGGCCUCAUUUACCUCAAAGGUUAACUUGAAGUUGAAUGAAAUAUUCGUUGCAUAAUAUUGCCUUCUACGGCAACUUAUGAGGCAUUGUGGAUGGAUCUCCCGAGCUUUCGUACGUGGUCACAUGCAAGUGAAUGGAACACGAGACGAAUGAAAUGUGGAUAAAAAUCCUGAAAAUAUUCAAUAGAUCUAAUGCAAAAACUGAAUGAGUUUUGUGUGAUGGUGCCACUGGCGUGUGUGCUCCGGUUUCAUGGAAGACUGGCCAGAUUUCACAUGAAAAGUGCGAGUCAUUUCCAAUAUUUCUAAUGGAGCGUUUUAUCUGUACAGACUAGCUGGUGGCUUUUUACCACCGGUUUCUGCGUGGCCGCAUGCACAAUCUGAAUGAUUUUAUAUCUAUGAACCGAUCAUUUUCUUGUUCUAUGCAUUUUACAAUGCUCGUCUUGCAUAUCUACUGCUCGUGUUUUCAAUCGGCAAAUCUUAUCACACGCUCGCGUUAUAUUCUAUUUUUACCCAUUACCUCAUCAUGCUUAUAUCAGAGUUGUGUGUUCAUUUUAAAUAUAAAUAAGUUUAUACAUUUGGAGGUAGAUUGAGGAUAACUUAUUAUAUAUUAAUCACUGUUUGGCUCAUUUAAAGCAUUAACACUGAGUCAUCUUUAAAACGCUUCUCAAAAGCUGAAUCAAAUGGGUUCUGUUUGAGAGUUUUGAGAUACCUUACAUUUCAGUAAGUUGUCCUUCAUAAACUCGAGCUACGCACUCGUGAGGUAAGACUCGCAGGUCUUGGACCCGCAGACAAGUGCAAAGUGCGACAGUGAUGAAACAUCGAGUUCUGACAUCAUGAUGUUCUCUCUGAGCUACUAAAGCGAGUGUCGUGGUUUAUCAGUGAGCAAGACCGUCGCCAUUUGAUGCCGAGAAGUUUCAUUGAUUCUAGAGAAUUCAGCGUUGAUGCUUUAAUGAUUGAUGACUUGAUAUUGGUAACUAACAAAUAAUUAAUAUAUGAUCAUUUGUAUAUAGAUAACAUAUAAUUAAGGCUUUAAGAUUAAUAGUAGGAGUUUUGAUAGGAGUUCCUGAUAAAAGAAUAGAAGUUGCUAUUACUAAUCAAAGUAAAUCUUUAUAUAUGAGAGAGUUAUUCGACUGGCAGGAUGGCUGGAAGACUAGUCACUAGUCAAAGUGGAUGCUGUGCUGAUCAAGACAUUGAAGAUGACACCUUCUUCAUGAUCAACUUGCUACUGGUCCAGAGACUCAAUACAAGCUUUUGGCACAAUUCAUGUACUGUAAAGAAUCAGCUUGACUCCUCAUCUACACAAUAUUGCAUAAUAUAUCGCACCUAUUCCUCGGUGUCAUUCAAGGUGCAAAGAUCGGUAAUAUUUCACGAGGUCAUAUGACCUUUAAUGGUUUCCUUGACCUUGACUUUCAAUGGUUUCCUUGACCUGUUCUCAUGUGACCUUGACCUUAGAUGGUUUCCUUCCAGUCAAACCUCCCAGUGUGUGAUACAGUAUCAAAAUAGCAAACAGUUUUGGAGGUAAAUUAUUUAUGAGUUUAUUCAAUGUUGAAUCUCUCCUUUCAAAUCACAAAUGACAUACACAACAGCAUUGGUCAGUCCUGUUACGUGACUGGCCAAGCCCUGUCAGUCCUGUUACGUGACUGGCCAAGCCUUGUCAGUCCUGUUACGUGACUGGCCAAGCCCUGUCAGUCCUGUUACGUGACUGGCCAAGCCCUGUCAGUCCUGUUACGUGACUGGCCAAGCCCUGUCAGUCCUGUUACGUGACUGGCCAAGCCCUGUCAGUCCUGUUACAAGAUCUGACCACGCCCUGUUAGAAAAUAAAUGUGUUGUUGAAUUCAUUGA